CAUUUUAUAGUCUGUGGUCUUUCAAAACUCAUUCGAAAUGAGUCGUAAUGGUUGUUCUCGUAACUGAAUUCGUAUGAAGUUUAUUACCUUUCUCGUUCUAGGUUACUUUGAAAAGGCUGAAUUAAUCAGUAAAUGUGUUUGAUAAGUGUUUAACAACAUAAAACAAUGUCGUUUUCAUUUGGUACCCCGUCAAGUGCGCCUGCAACAACAGGUCUUGCAGGAGGAUUUAACUUUGGCGCUAACAAACCAGCCACGCCUGGGUUUGGAUUGACUGCAACAUCACAGCCUGCGACUGGACUGUUUGGAAGUACACAGUCAACGGAGACGCCAGCGUUUGGUUCCACUGGGUUUGGGGCUACGUCCGCAGCGCCCGCCUUUGGCGCGACUACAACUCCUGCCUUCGGGACUGGGACGCCAGCAUUUGGUUCGACUUCUGCGGCUCCUGCUUUUGGCACUGCUGCACCAGCUUUUGGAGCCACAGCACCAACAAAUUUUGGAGCUACUGCAACACCAGCUUUUGGAGCAAGUGCGGCUCCUACAUUUGGUGCUACAACUGCACCAGCCUUUGGUACCACUGGACUUGGUACCGGAGGUCUAAACUUUGGAGCUGGGGCUGGUACUGCAACUUCUAACACAGGGUUAAGUUUCGGUGCCCCGGCCAGUUCAGCAAACACAACAGGGCUUGGUGGUUUAGGCAGCUUUGGGUUUAAUACUACUGCCACUACUCAAAGCACUGGCUUUGGAGCAUUUGGUAGUACCACAAGCACUACCACAACUACUAAUACCCUUUUUGGACCAAAUUUGAGUACAUCUUCUAGCAAACAAAUACCAAGUUCAGGAACUCCUAGCUAUGGAUUGAGCCAGGUCGCCAACACAAGCGGUAUUGGAGUGAAUAAUAAAAGUGAACCACCAAAGCAAAAUAAGCUGCCAAAUGAAAUAUCAACUAUGGUAGACACUUUCAAAGAGUUUGUUAAGAAACAAAAAUCACUGAGUUCUGAAGUAAUGAGGGUGUCGGUCAAACCAUUGCAUAAGGUGUCCCGCGAGGCGGAGUCGAUCCUGCGCGAGGUGUUGUCGCUGAGCGGCGAGGUGUCCCGCGGGCGCGCGCACUCGCGGCGGCUGCGGGCCGCGGCCGCCGCCGCGCUGGCCGCCGCGGAGGCCGCCGUCUGGGACUACACCACGCCCGGCUCUGAAUUGGAAGGGACAGCUCCACCUGCUUACGUAAAGGAGUUGAUUGCUGAGUUGGAACAGCAACUUAUCACUUUCCGUAGACAAAUGGAUGUCGCUGACAAACAAAUGCAGUCGUCGCCUAAAUUACUUACUGAACAAGAGCUGACGCUGGGCAUCCGGCGCAUGCACGAGUCGCUGGUGGCGCUGGCGGGGCGCCUGCAGGCCGUGCACGCCGCCGUGGCGCGCCAGAAGGACCAGUACCUCAACCUGCGCAAGUACGUGCUCAAGGACCCCACCAACGUCUUCGACACGCCCGACCCAAGCAAUAGUCUCGACCAAAUACUACGUGACGCUGAGACGAACAAAAAAAAAAUGAAGCCAAACGCUUUCGCGGACAUUAGCCUCGGCAGCGCUGUCAUCUCUGAUCCGAGAGCAGCUUUAGGUAACCUACAACAGUUGGCAGGCCCAACGCCUUUCACGUACAUCGGCAGCACAUUGUCGCCAUUCCCUACGGCUGAUACAAGUGGUCCAAAUUGGCAACCGCAGUCGCAGCCGACCUUGAACACGUCCUUUAACACGAGCGGCUUUGGAAUGACUGCGGUCGACAACUCGUCCGGCUUUCAGCUGCAGAAGCCGCCCGGGAAGCGCGGGAAACAAUGAUAUUGGCGCUAAACACGCCAGUGUUGACGUGUCCCACACGACUGACAGUGAUCUUACAAUAGUGAUGUGUGAUUACAUGGAUUUAAUUAGUGUUCUGUAUCAACACAAAAUUAUCAAAUUAAUAGAUUUAAAAAUCUUAAAACCUACGUUUUUAAUUGUCACUCCAUUCAAAUUACCGAAAUCGGUCCUGCCGUUUUUAUAGUUGUAAAUUGCGGUGUCAUCAGGUUUGAAGUUACCCAGAAAAUUUCAGCCUGCUAGCUUAUUGGGUAGUGCUUCAAAAUUCGUGAAUCACGUGAGUUGGUGCGAAAAAA
This is a messenger RNA of Trichoplusia ni (cabbage looper), 2138 nucleotides long. RefSeq names its product probable nucleoporin Nup58 (gene Nup58). The transcript is spliced from 13 exons. Gene Ontology annotation, biological process: nucleocytoplasmic transport. Gene Ontology annotation, cellular component: nuclear pore. Bases 166 to 1827 code for a protein of 553 amino acids. Gene Ontology annotation, molecular function: structural constituent of nuclear pore. The record is from RefSeq and is a predicted model, not a curated record. Lineage: Eukaryota; Metazoa; Arthropoda; Insecta; Lepidoptera; Noctuidae.